AUGGCUGCUGUGCUCUUUGGCUUUGAGGAUCUGCUCUACAGCUGGGACAGCUUGGUGUGGAGCCUGACGUCCCGGGCUCUGAGGACUUGCCGCUUUGGAAACCUGAGGGUCCUGCAGCUCAUGCUGAAGCCAUGGUGCAUUUCCAGAGCCGUUUAUCAGAUGACGGAGGGCCGCAGAUGCCAAGUGCACCUCCUGGACGACAGAAAGCUGGAGCUCCUCGUUCAGCCAAAGCUUUUGGCCAAGGAGCUGCUCGACUUGGUGGCAUCUCAUUUCAACCUGAAGGAGAAGGAGUACUUUGGAAUUGCAUUCACAGAUGAAACGGGACACCUGAACUGGCUUCAGCUGGACCGCCGGGUGCUGGAACACGACUUCCCCAAAAAGUCAGGACCGGUUGUUUUGUACUUUUGUGUCAGGUUCUACAUUGAAAGCAUCUCCUAUCUCAAGGACAAUGCCACCAUCGAGCUGUUUUUCUUGAACGCCAAGUCCUGCAUCUACAAGGAACUAAUUGAGGUUGACAGUGAAGUGGUGUUUGAACUGGCUGCAUACAUCUUGCAGGAGGCAAAGGGGGAUUUUUCAAGCAAUGAAGUUGUAAGGAAUGAAUUAAAGAAGCUGCCAGCCCUUCCAACACCAGCACUGAAGGAGCAUCCUUCCCUCGCUUACUGCGAGGAUCGAGUCAUUGAACAUUACAAGAAGCUAAAUGGUCAGACAAGAGGUCAAGCAAUUGUAAAUUACAUGAGCAUUGUAGAAUCCCUCCCAACAUACGGAGUGCAUUAUUACGCAGUGAAGGACAAGCAGGGAAUUCCUUGGUGGUUAGGACUUAGCUACAAGGGGAUUUUUCAAUAUGACUACCAUGACAAAGUGAAACCAAGAAAGGUAAGUGUUUACUUUUAUAUCAAGGUCUGGGCUUGCCACGCAUAUGACCCACAGAGGGCAUCUGUGACCAGGAGGACUUUUGGGCAUAGUGGCAUCGCCGUGCAUACGUGGUACGCCUGUCCAGCACUAAUAAAGUCUAUCUGGGCUAUGGCCAUUAGUCAACAUCAGUUCUACCUGGACAGAAAGCAAAGCAAGUCCAAGAUUCAUGCUGCAAGAAGCCUGAGUGAGAUUGCGAUUGACCUGACCGAAACUGGAACGCUCAAGACCUCAAAGCUGGCCAACAUGGGGAGUAAAGGCAAAAUUAUCAGUGGCAGCAGUGGGAGUCUUCUGUCAUCAGGUUCCCAAGAGUCAGAUAGUUCUCAGUCUGCCAAGAAAGACAUGCUGGCUGCACUGAAAUCCAGGCAAGAAGCUUUGGAAGAGACACUGCGCCAGCGCUUGGAAGAGCUAAAGAAACUGUGUCUCCGAGAAGCGGAGCUCACAGGAAAGCUGCCACGAGAAUACCCUCUAGAUCCUGGGGAGGAGCCACCUAUCGUAAGGAGGAGAAUAGGAACUGCCUUCAAACUGGAUGAGCAGAAAAUCCUGCCGAAGGGAGAGGAGGCAGAGCUGGAGCGCCUGGAGAGGGAGUUUGCCAUUCAGUCCCAGAUCACAGAGGCUGCCCGGCGCCUGGCGAGUGACCCGAACGUCAGCAAAAAGCUGAAGAAACAGAGGAAGACGUCCUACCUGAACGCACUGAAGAAACUGCAGGAGAUCGAAAACGCCAUCAAUGAGUAUCGCAUCAAAUCUGGAAAGAAGCCAACCCAGAGAGCCUCCCUGAUCAUCGACGAAGGAAACAUUGCCAGUGAAGACAGCUCCCUCUCAGAUGCCCUUGUUCUCGAGGAUGAGGAUUCUCAGGUCACCAGCACAAUAUCCCCCCUCCAGUCCCCACACAAAGGACUCCCUCCCCGGCCACCCUUGCACAACAGGCCUCCUCCUCCGCAGUCGCUGGAAGGCCUCCGCCAGAUGCAUUACCACCGCAAUGACUAUGACAAGUCCCCCAUCAAACCCAAGAUGUGGAGUGAGUCAUCCCUGGAUGAACCCUAUGAGAAGGUCAAAAAACGCUCCUCACACAGUCAUUCCAGCAGUCACAAGCGGUUCCCCAGCACCGGGAGCUGUGCCGAGGCGGGAGGGAGCAGCUCACUGCAGAACAGCCCCAUCCGGAGCCUUCCGCACUGGAACUCCCAGUCCAGCAUGCCAUCGACGCCGGAUCUACGGGUACGCAGUCCGCACUACGUCCACUCCACGCGGUCAGUAGACAUCAGCCCAACCAGACUGCACAGCUUAGCUCAGCACUUUAGACACCGGAGCUCCAGUUUGGAGUCGCAAGGCAAGCUCCUCGGCUCAGAAAAUGAGACAGGGAGCCCCGAUUUCUACACCCCAAGGACUCGUAGCAGUAACGGCUCUGACCCCAUGGACGACUGCUCUUCCUGCACCAGCCAUUCCAGCUCUGAGCACUACUACCCUGCUCAGAUGAACCCCAACUACUCCACCCUGGCAGAGGAUUCCCCGUCGAAAGCCAGAGAGCGACAGAGGCAAAGGCACAAAUCGGCGGGCAACCUGGUCUCUUCCAAUUCAGGGAGCAUGCCCAACCUGGCUGCGAGGAACGGGACGGGGCAUCACCGCGUCUACCUGCACAGCCAGAGCCAGCCCUCCUCCCAGUACAGGAUCAAAGAGUAUCCCCUGUACAUCGAGGGCAGCUCCACACCCGUGGUGGUGCGGAGCCUGGAGAACGACCAGGAGGGACACUACAGCGUGAAAGCACAAUUCAAAACCUCCAACUCCUACACAGCAGGGGGGAUGUUUAAGGAGAACUGGCACGGGGAUGAAGUGGACUCCGUCAGGCUCACCCCCUCCCGCUCCCAAAUCAUAAGGACUCCAUCUCUGGGCAGGGAGGGCCAUGAGAAAGGCUCGGGUAGGACUGCUGUGUCGGACGAGCUGCGGCUCUGGUACCAGCGGUCCACGGCCUCCCACAAGGAGCACAGCCGCCUCUCGCACACGAGCUCCACUUCCUCGGACAGCAGCUCCCAGUACAGCACAUCUUCGCAAAGCACCUUUGUGGCGCACAGCCGGGUCACGAGAAUGCCUCAGAUGUGCAAAGCAACGUCAGCUGCCUUACCUCACAGCCAGAGGAGUUCAACGCCAUCGAGCGAGCUAGCAGCCACGCCGCCGGGCAGCCCCCACCACAUUCUCGCAUGGCAGACUGGAGAAGCAACAGACAACUCACCCACUAUGGAUGAGUCUCAGUCUCCAACCCACCAAAGUACUGAUGAAUAGAGGAGCUACAACGAUAGCUGUUUCCUGGAUUCUCCCCUCUAUCCAGAAUUAGCAGAUGUCCAGUGGUAUGGGCAAGAAAAAGCCAAGCCUGGGACUCUAGUGUGAACCCCUGACCUCAAGUUAAUCACAUCAAUGCCAUUCUGAGAUCACCUCACUGCCUCUCAUUUGCCUUACCCAGAUGCACUGUCACCCAGCACCAGCUUCAACUCUAAGCACUUUUCUCACGAUGCAAUUCCAGACGACAGAACAUUGGCCCUGAGACAUCCACCGCGACAGCGAGGGACCACGGCACCUCCGACCGGUGCGCGGCCCUCCCGCAGGCGAGCAGCCCUCUCAACAGUCAGCAGUUUAAAAUUGAUUUUCCUUCAAAACGAUGGAAGCCUUUCAAGGCUUACGUCAGACCUUCCUGUUCUGCGGCAGGUGACGGCAGUGAGAUUUCCAUGACCUGCGAUCUGAAGCCAACAGAGCAUUAGUU
Molecule: messenger RNA, 3658 nt
Organism: Opisthocomus hoazin
Lineage: Eukaryota; Metazoa; Chordata; Aves; Opisthocomiformes; Opisthocomidae
Source: RefSeq, a predicted model, not a curated record